GGGUCCAGGUGCUGCGGCCAGUCAGUGCCUUCUAGGACAGUUACUAAAGUGCCCAAAAGCAGAAGCCAGCGUCACUCAGAUCUCCGUGUUCUCCUAGCUUCCUCUCCCUUGCACCGAAGGAGGACGAUUUGUAGCGUUUAUGGAGAAGGUCCAAGACCGAGUGGAGUAAUCCUGAGGAGUGAGCUCCCGUUUGGUUCGGUCAGUGCUGCCCUGCGAUCUCUCCUCCAAGUCGCCCAGCUCUACUCCUCCUUAACGGGCAAGGUCGUUGCCAAAAGUCAGGAAACACGAAGGGUUUCGAAAUUCGCACUAUUCUGAGCUGCAUUCGGAUUUCAGCGACGGACAGAAAAAGAGCAGCGGCAGAACAACGGCGAAAAUGUUCAAAAAGAGUAAAAGUCAAGUACUUGUGGAUUACGCGUCCGAGGAGGACGACAUGUCUUGGCAUCACCUCCACUCGUACAAGGACAAAGAACAAGAGGGAGUGGAGGAAACACUGAGCCCUCCUGCAAAGGAAAUGAAGGUGAAGAAGAUCAAGUCAAAGAAGGACAGGAAAGAUAAGAAGCUGGAUGAUGAGCACUUCCUCCUGACGGGCGCCGUUCUCUCAGACAAAAAAGGGAAGAGCAAAGACGAGGAGCGCGGCGGCGGGCCGAAGCCGGCGGAGCGCGAGAAGGAGAAGGGCGACAAGCGCUUCUGGGACAGCAUCGCCACCACCAUGCGGCAGAUCACCCCCAACCGCAAGAUGGACCGCAUGGAAGGCUGGGAGCCGCCGCGCCUGAGUCUCCCCGGAGAACCGGAAGGUGAGCAGCCGGGCGACGAGAACAGCGACCAGCAGCAGCUCCAGCAGCAGCAGCAGCAGCUGAGGACCAAUAGCAAGAAGGACGUCGUGGCCGUCUCCUCCCAGUCGUCAUCCCCUCCCUCCAUCCUGCCCCUGUCCUCCCCUGCCCUCACCUCCCCCCUCUCCUCCCCGCUGUCCCUGGCACUGCCCUCCUGGAGGGCCGGGGUGACGCUGGAGGACUGGCGCUAUGCCAGCCUGGCGGACUGCACCACGGGCAGUGCCGUGAGGUGGGCGGCGAAGGCCAGGGGCAAGCUGGCGGCAGGCAUCCGGAGGAGGAGUCACGGGAGUGUGUCGGAGAACAUGUGGGAGGGGCUUAAAUAGACCAGGAACAGGAACAUACGAGUCCUAACACCCACACACACACACCCAUCCCACAUACACUCCACUCCACCACCACACCCCUCCCCACCCACCAGCUUCAGGGGCUGUGACUGUACCAACCCACCACCCCCCGUCAAUCCUCUAUACACACACACAAGAGUGUUUUUAAAAAAAAAGUUUCGUGACCUUUGGAAGUGUAUAAAGAUUUGCCUCUGGCAAAAUAGACUUCACAGAGUCUUAAACACACAUCGAACACACAAAGGUGCAUGUACAUGCACGCGUGCAUGCGCUAACACACACACACACACACAACACACACGGCUGCAGUUCCAGGCUCCUCUUCUUGCCAAGAAACAUUCCUGUUGCCUUGGUGGUGAUACGGUCAGAAGUGCCUUACUUGAGCAAGCCCAACGGUGUUGUUUGAGGCUACUGUACAACCCUCUUGGAAUGACAGAUUACAUCAGAGUCCGAUGUCUUUGUGAUUAGUUAGUCAUAAUACACAACAUUAGCCUGAUUCAAUGCAAUCGUGAGCGUUACAUCAGUACAUUUUCAGUGUGGAAUGGAUGACGCUGACCCAUUUAGAGCACGGUAUACACAUGCAGAAUAAUGUAAAAGGCUUGUGGAUGACAUACAGAAUGAGAAUGAAAGUAUUACAGAAUAAUAUGUUGUUUGUAAAGACCAGUAACGUUAUGUCUGCGAGGUUUAGGUUUGCCAACUGUGAAUGGAAAACAUCCGUCACAGGUGAGGGGUGUGGUGGUCCUUUCCCAGAAAAUGUUGCAUUUCUUAGAUGUCAUUUCCUGCAUUUUAACGUCUCGGGUCCCGUUUCAGCUCAAUACAGAACCCGUACUUUUAUCUCUUAACUACAGGACGAUUCCGUAUUUCAAGGGACGGCUGGCAACCCAGCGAUGUUCCAGGAGACCAUAUUGAGAAGAAAAGAUAAGCUUCUUAGGUUUAUACUGUAUUUGCAAAGUGUAGGAUAUUAGCCUUGUAGUAAACUAGAAGAACAUGCCUAGCGGGCAAAAAUGUGGUCUAGCCCUGCUCCUAGUAAGAUUGCAACGACAAGCUCUAGCCCGGACCGAACAAUCACAAUGCAAGGGUUUUUUUUGCCCAGUGUGUUUGAAUCUUUGGGACGGGUGCUGGAGAUAGCAGAAUGGCUACGGCUAACGAAAAGCUGUCGUUUCAGUAAUCAUAACGGUGGCAAAGGCAGUGCAGAGACAAAUUGAACCAUAAUGGCAUUGUUUGGUCCCAGCCACAGCCUUCAGCUAUCUGAACUGAAUGAUUCCAGACUUAAUUUUUCAUGUUUUGGUCUGUCCCGCCUGGCUAGUAUGAUAUGUCUAGCCUGUACGUAGGGAUACAUACCGCCAUUCAGACAUACCGUCAUUCCGACAUUGAAAUUUUAUUGCAGGAACCAUUUUUUCAGCUUGCAGGAACUGUUCUCAGACCCUACCUUUAAAAGCAUUUGGACCAUGACAAAAUUAUACACUAAUCCUGUAAUUGCGCUGUCACUCUCUCCACUUUCCGCUUGUGUCGCAACAUUGUUGCAAAUGUCAAUAGAGUUAGAACAUUGUUCACGUGCCUUCAAGAACUUGCAACGUUUAAAUGACUCGGAAUGGCAAUCAAAUACUGUCGGAAUGGCGGUAUGUCGGAAUGGCGGUUGCCCCCCUGUACGUAGGUCUUCUGUCACUAGCAGUCAACUGCAAUAUGGCCAGCGUCCUGACCAAGAC
Messenger RNA from Engraulis encrasicolus (European anchovy), 2877 nucleotides. RefSeq lists its product as uncharacterized. Bases 374 to 1153 code for a protein of 259 amino acids. Gene Ontology annotation, cellular component: cytosol; nucleus. The transcript has 5 exons. Lineage: Eukaryota; Metazoa; Chordata; Actinopteri; Clupeiformes; Engraulidae. The record is from RefSeq and is a predicted model, not a curated record. Gene Ontology annotation, biological process: spermatogenesis.